AUGUACACAGAAUUCACGAAGAAAUUUCGAUGUGGUGACAGAGGAUGCAACUAUGCUGAAGCUCUCAUGCGGCCAGGCAUUGGCGGUGAGAUGCUUCCCUUGUAUCCUAUCCUUGGAUACGUAGGAGACGCCGUAGCUUUACGCGGCCAGGCAUUGGCGUUCUUCAUGCGGCCAGGCAUUGGCGGUGAAGCGCUUCCCUUGUAUCUAGGAGACGCCGUGACUUUAUGCGGCCAGGCAUUGGCGGUGAAGUCACGAGUCAGUGGAUAUCCAAGUUAUCUCUUGGUGGUCAUGCCUCUGUCGAAUAUGCUAGAGAAGCAAGAGAAAUGUGAUGCUAUCAAUAGGGAGGGAGUACGCGGAUCCUAG
Messenger RNA from Ambispora leptoticha, 363 nucleotides. NCBI's taxonomy places the organism in Eukaryota, Fungi, Glomeromycota, Glomeromycetes, Archaeosporales, Ambisporaceae. The record is from the annotation of a GenBank genome assembly.